AUUCUGAUUCAGUGCAAUUCAGUGCCUUUCAGGCGGCGGUUCACGCAGGUUGACACCUCGCAGUUGUACUGUGCUGUGCAUGACUGUAUUCAGUGUUUCCCGUGCUAAGAGAAUGGCAUGCAUAAGGAUGUAGCAUUGUUAUAUCCGUUAACAUAACUAAUUUCACGUUCUACUGCAGUGUCAGUAACUGUGAAAUAAACGUAAAAUCGUCCUUUAUCAUUAUCUGUCGUGAAUAUUGAAAUAUAUUUGUUUCAUCAUACGUUAAAUUGAAAUUACUGUACGUGCCACUGGGAAGAAUUUGUAAGUGUAUGUAGUGAAAGUUGAUCGUGCUUUGACCUAAUUUGGUUCCUCCUGUCUCUGGGAGAUGAUGUGUAUUUGAAAAUAAGAGAAAUCCGUUACAUAAUAAUUAUUAAUGAGAAUACACAUCGUGAUCCACGUACGACUUUAACGAAAAUUUAAAUUGCUAUUAUGACGAGUACGGAUGCACGUGACGUAAUCCGAGUCGGAUCUCGAAAAAGCGAGUUAGCUCUAAUUCAAACAAGAUAUGUGAUCGAUUGUUUGAAAGAGUAUCAUCCGUCAAAGGAAUUUGAAAUAGUUACAAUGUCUACAAAAGGGGAUAAAAUCUUGGAUAAACCAUUACCCAAAAUUGGAGAAAAGUCUUUAUUUACAGAAGAAUUGGAGCUUGCAUUAGAAAAUGGUCAUGUUGACUUUUUAGUACAUUCAUUAAAAGAUUUACCAACAGCAUUACCAGAAGGAAUGGUUUUAGGUGCAAUAUUAAAGCGAGAAGAUCCACGCGAUGCAGUUGUUAUGUCUAAAAAAUACAAAGGCAAGACCUUAGCUACCUUACCAGAAGGUAGUGUUAUUGGUACUAGUUCAUUGCGUAGAUCAGCUCAAUUAGCCAGAAACAUGAAACACUUAAAAGUAGAAAGCAUUCGUGGUAAUUUAAAUACUAGGUUAAAGAAAUUGGAUGACGAAAACGGACCUUUUGCAGCUAUUAUUUUAGCAGCAGCUGGUUUAAAAAGAAUGAAGUGGGAUGAUAGAAUAAGUCAGUUGUUAGAACCAGAAGAGGUAUUGUAUGCUGUUGGACAAGGUGCGCUAGGAGUUGAAUGUCGGGAAUCAGAUUGGAAAAUAUUAUCUCUUUUGGAACCAUUAUACGAUGUAAAUACAACGUUAAGAUGUGUAUGUGAACGUUCCUUCCUUAAAACAUUAGGCGGUGGUUGUUCAGCACCAGUUGCCGUUUCUUCGAUAUUAACAGAAAAGCAACUAACUAUUACUGGUGCAGUAUGGUCAUUAGAUGGACAAAAGCUUGUUAAAAGUACCUUUAAAAAUAUGCUAUAUAUACCUGAUGAUGAUGGAGAACCCCCAAAAAAAUGUCCAUAUCGAGAACCACAACUUUACUGUAGCAUUGCACCUGGCAAAGUAAGCAGUAUAAGUCUUAUGAUCGCCGAAAACCUUGGUAAGGAUCUUGCAGAAAGUCUUAUAGAGAAAAAUGCUCUCGAUAUUAUGACGGAAGCCAGAAGUGAAAUUUUGAACACAAAAUAGCAUUGGUAUAUAUUAAGGCAAAAAUUAGUUUUUCUUGAUGAUGAAAAAACGUCGGGAAUCAUUAAAUACAAUUUACAACAAUCAGUUCGAUUUGUAGUACAAAUCACAAUUACGAUUAUGAAGGAUCAUAUUUCAUCAUUAAUAAAAAGCAUCAAGUGUUGUAGCACAUGAAAAACUCCAUACUAAUUAUUGUACAUUUUGUCUAAUAGUUAUCAUCUUCAUUAUAUUAUUUAUGGUCUCAUACUAUUGCUUCCAUUUUAAUAAUUGUAGUUGAAACUGUACAUUUUUUUUAAAAAUUUUACUCCAUUUAUCACUGUAAAAAUGUGUUUUAACAUUUGUUUUUAAAUAUAAAUAUAUUGUAGACAACCUAUUAAAUCAUUGACUGCAAUGUGUGAGUAGAUUUAAUACUACUUUCUUAGAGGGUGUGCAGUCAAUGGGCUACUAUCGAACACAAUUUGAAUAUAUGACAUACACUGCCAUAUUUUAACUUUGAAGUGAUGCAGAAUGUUAAACUGUACAUAAUAGUUCAUAAUGUGUAUGGUUCACAUUUUUAAUAAAAUUAUGAAUGUAACAGUAGUGCUUGAAUCUAUUCCAUAAAUGUACAUACAGAUCUAUUGUUUUAGAAACAAAGAUCAUUGUCAAGAAAACUAAUUGUUUUAUACUAGUACAUAGUAUUACAAUGAGAUAUCUUUAUAAAAUACUAUAUACGUAAAAAUGAAUAUAUAAAUUUGUUAAUAUUUGGU
Messenger RNA from Hylaeus volcanicus, 2285 nucleotides. Its product is annotated as porphobilinogen deaminase. Bases 469 to 1542 code for a protein of 357 amino acids. Gene Ontology annotation, biological process: heme biosynthetic process. Gene Ontology annotation, molecular function: hydroxymethylbilane synthase activity. NCBI's taxonomy places the organism in Eukaryota, Metazoa, Arthropoda, Insecta, Hymenoptera, Colletidae. Gene Ontology annotation, cellular component: cytoplasm. The transcript is spliced from 6 exons. The record is from RefSeq and is a predicted model, not a curated record.